Zingiber officinale is the source of this 1527-nucleotide messenger RNA. Its product is annotated as probable serine/threonine-protein kinase PIX13. Gene Ontology annotation, molecular function: ATP binding; protein kinase activity. Lineage: Eukaryota; Viridiplantae; Streptophyta; Magnoliopsida; Zingiberales; Zingiberaceae. The record is from RefSeq and is a predicted model, not a curated record. Gene Ontology annotation, biological process: protein phosphorylation. The transcript has 6 exons. The coding region runs from base 139 to 1305 and encodes 388 amino acids.
UUCCUUCCUCUCCUUUUCCUCACCUUCUUCCUUUUCUUGCUUUCCAGGGUCAUCUCCAUACCGAGAGGAAAGGCAGUGGAGAACUCGUUUAGGCAGUAGAGCAACACAUAUAGACACAAAGGUGACCUUUUUCUGAUCAUGGGGAGCUGUUUUGGUUCUCCUGUGAAGGAUUUGAGCCCUCAUGAUUCCAGACCACCAUCCGCAGGCAUGGGCAGCGGCGUCGAGAAUGUUGAAGAUGCAUGUUGGGAAGGCCGGAUCCUGGAGGUUCCCAAUCUCCGGAUCUUUACCUUUGCCGAACUGAAAAGUGCCACUAAGAACUUCAAACCCGACACAGUUCUUGGGGAAGGAGGAUUUGGCCGGGUCUACAAGGGAUGGGUUGAUGAGAAAACACUGAAUCCGACAAGGACUGGGGUUGGGAUCACUGUAGCUGUGAAGAAACUGAAUCCUGAGAGUGUGCAAGGGAUGGAGGAAUGGCAGUCCGAAGUGAACUUUCUUGGAAGGUUGUCACAUCCCAACCUUGUCAAACUCUUAGGCUAUUGUUUGGAGGACCCUGAGCUUCUACUUGUUUAUGAGCACAUGGCCAGAGGGAGCUUGGAGAAUCACCUUUUCAGAAAAGGGUCAGCUUUUGAGCCACUUUCAUGGGAGCUCAGGCUGAAAAUAGCAAUCGGUGCAGCUCGAGGUCUUGCAUUUUUACAUUCAUCUGAGAGAAAAAUUAUAUAUAGGGAUUUCAAGGCCUCAAAUAUCCUUCUUGACUUGGACUUCAAUGUGAAGCUUUCUGACUUUGGUUUGGCAAAGAAUGGGCCAACUGGAGAACAAUCACAUAUCACCACCCGAAUCGUGGGCACCCAGGGAUAUGCAGCUCCAGAGUAUGUAGCUACAGGACAUCUAUACGUCAAAAGUGAUGUCUAUGGAUUUGGAGUAGUGUUGCUAGAAAUACUCUCUGGUUUGAGGGCACUUGAUAGCAGUCGCCCGAGCGGGCAAGUCAGCUUGGCAGAUUAUGCUAAGCCAUUUCUUGUGGAUCGAAGCAUGUUGAAUGACUUGAUGGAUCCAAAGUUGGACCGGAAGUAUCCUUCGAAAGCUGCUCAACAAGCUGCCGAUCUUAGCUUACAGUGUAUCUCUUCCAAUCCAAAAGACAGACCAGCCAUGAAGGAAGUACUCGAGAUUCUUGAGCGGAUAGCAGACAUAAAGAGAAUACCAAAGGAGUCUAAACCAAAGCUUCCAAGCCAGAACAGAAACGGAGGUCUUGGCCCGGUGCACCCAAGAUCACCACUUACUUUCCGGCAUAGACCUGGAAAUGGUGAUUAAGAUAGUAAAAUUCUCCAAGAACGCGAAGACACGAAAGAUUUGCUCUAGUUAAUGCAGCUUGGAAUCAAUAUCCAAUUUCUAUCCAUGUUGACCUUGAUAUUUUUAAAACAAGGCUUAUAAGUGCACUUCAUUUCCAUACAAUUGUUUAUAAGAGUUUGUAGGAUUAAGUAUAUGAACACUAAUUCUCAAAAUGAUUCCAAUGUAUUUUCUUCAUUCUCUGAA